AUGGGCAAGAAAGACAAGUCUGAGAAGAAGAAGGAGGUCGAGGACGACGACGACGCCGAGGACGGCAGCAAGAAGCAGGUCUUCCUGUCUCCGAUCGCCAGCCCACUUGCGGGCAAAAAGCUGACGAAAAAGGCGCCUCCGCGCCUCCGCGCCUGUGCGUCCGGCGCCAAGACGCUGCGGCGCGGUGUCAAGGAGGUGGUCAAGGCGCUGAAGAAGGACACCAAGGGCUUGUCCCGCCCCUCCGCAGGUAACAUCUCGCCCAUUGACGUGAUUGCGCACGUCCCGAUCCUAUGCGAGGAGAAGGCAGUGCCCUACUGCUACGUGCCUUCGAAGGAGGAGCUGGGGCAGGCGCGCGCCGAGCCUUGCCCGUGGGGAGUGGCUGGCGGCCGCUUGGGCCGAAUCCCGACCCCUCUCCCAUAG
This is a messenger RNA of Emiliania huxleyi CCMP1516, 420 nucleotides long. RefSeq lists its product as hypothetical. Gene Ontology annotation, biological process: ribosome biogenesis. Gene Ontology annotation, molecular function: RNA binding. The transcript has 3 exons. Lineage: Eukaryota; Haptophyta; Isochrysidales; Noelaerhabdaceae. Gene Ontology annotation, cellular component: nucleolus; ribonucleoprotein complex. Bases 1 to 420 code for a protein of 139 amino acids. The record is from RefSeq and is a predicted model, not a curated record.